AUGGGCAUCAUCGGCAUCCGCACGGCCACCCUGCUCCUCGCUGCCCUCGCGUGGCGUAGUGUGCUCGUUGCCGCCGCCGGCGAGGCGGACGGCGUGUUCAACGUCAAGGACUACGGUGCUCGAGGCGACGGCACCACGGACGACACCAAGGCGUUCAUAGACGCAUGGAGCGCGGCGUGCGGCGCCAGAGGCUCGUCGGCGUCGCUGCUCGUACCGGCGGGCAAGUCCUUCCUCGUCGGCCCCGCCAGAUUCAGCGGGCCCUGCGCCUCCACCAGAAUUACCGUCCAGGUCAUGGGCACGAUUACGGCGCCACCGCCGGGCGCAUGGAGCGGGCAGAAAUAUUGGAUGAUGUUCUACCAGGUCCAGGGGCUCACGGUUACCGGCGGCAGCACCGGCUUGCUCGACGGCAGAGGCCGGUCGUGGUGGUGGAGCGAUCAAUGCAACCGCUACGGUGACAUAUAUAAGGCGCCGACGGCCUUGGUGGUCAUGAACUGCACCGACGUGGAGCUGAGCAAAUUCAGCAGCAAGAACAGCUCGCAGAUGCAUAUUGCCGUCAGCCAGAGCAGCAAGGUCCACCUGACGCAGCUGACCACCACCGCGCCCUGGGACAGCCCCAACACCGACGGCGUGCACAUCGACCAGAGCGAAGACGUCCGCGUCACCAGAUCGACCAUGGGCACCAGCGGCGAAUGCGUCUCCAUCGGCCCCGGGAGCCGAUUCGUCACCGUGGACGGAAUCGUCUGCGGCCCCGGCCGUGCUGUAAGUGUGGGGAGCCUUGGCAAGAAGGGAGCAACCGAAUCCGUGGAGUACAUCGACGUAAAAAACGUCCACUUCAUCAAUACCUUGAGUGGAGCAAGGAUCAAGACGUGGCAGGGUGGGAAAGGUUACGCGAGAUCCAUCUCCUUCACCAACAUAAACUUCACCAACGUGGACAAUCCUGUGGUCAUCAACCAGUUCUAA
This is a messenger RNA of Triticum turgidum subsp. durum (durum wheat), 960 nucleotides long. Lineage: Eukaryota; Viridiplantae; Streptophyta; Magnoliopsida; Poales; Poaceae. The record is from the annotation of a GenBank genome assembly.